ACUUUGGGAUCAUUGCUUUCUGGCUUGCUAUAUAAGCUACAGAAACUGGCUGGCUGAACACAAGCACUCCCAGGUGGACUUACAGACACACUUGAAAGCUCAGGGUCUAAAAACCAUGAAGGUCCUUGCUGUGCUCGUCCUAGCCGUUUUCACUGGCUGCCAUGCCAACCUCUUUUAUGCUGAUGCCCCCAAGCCACAGCUGGAGGUGUUGACUGACGCUUUCUGGGACUACGUUGGAAAAGCCACCAAGACAGCUGAUGACACUCUCCAGAUGAUUAGAAAGUCUCAGCUUGGGCAGGAUAUUAGUGCCCGUCUGACAGAAAGUGCUGACAUGGCCAGCCAGUACGCAGCCAGCAUUCAGGAACAGCUUCCCCAGGACCUGAUUGCCAAAGUGACCACCGAGGCUGAUUUGCUGAAAGAGCGUUUGAUCCAGGACCUGGGCACCGUCAGGGACAGGCUGCAGCCCUACACCGAGGAUGUGAAGGCCAAGAUCCAGGAGAGGGUGGAGCAACUGAAACAGGAGCUGGCUCCAUACACAGACGCAGCCCUGGACACAGAGACCCUGAAGGCCACUCUGCUGCAGAAAAGCGAGGAGCUGAAGACCAACCUUGAGCAGACAAUGGAGAACCUGCAGACUCAGCUGGGGCCCUACACCGAUGACCUGAAGCAGAAGGUGGACCAGCACCUGAAGGACUUCAAGGAGAAUGUAACACCUUUGACCGAGAAGGUCCAGAAUGAGCUCACACAGAGAGCCCAGCAGGUGAGAGAAAUGGCCACUCCCUACGUUGAUGAUUUGAAGGGAAAGCUGGACCCCUAUACCCAGGACCUCCAGGCUCGUCUCUCCAGCCUCUACGAGUCCUUUGUUAAAAUUGCUCAAUCAUCCCCUCUAACAGCGCCAACCGCAGCCACCGUCCUGGGAGCACGGAGGAAGCUCAACCUCUCAGGUGUAUCUGUCUGUCUAACAAUCAUGAAGGCUGUAAGUCUGAUCCUUGCUCUGGCAGUCAUCACCGGCUGCAAUGGCCGUGCUGUGCGCCAGGCUGAUGCCACCGCAGACCGCUGGGAGGAAACUGUGGAUCGUUUCUGGCAGUACAUCUCUGACCUGAACCAAAAAGCAGAUGGAGUGGUGGAGAACCUCAAGGCCUCUCAGAUUAGCAGGGAGUUAGACACUCUGAUCACUGACACCAUGGCAGACCUGACAACCUACAAAGACAGCCUUCAGACCAACCUGGCUCCCUACACCCAGACCGACCAGCUGUCUCAGGAUCUGCAACUUCUUGUCAACAAACUGCAGAAGGACAUGCUGGAUGCCAAGGAGCGCAGCACUGAGUACCUGGGUGAGCUUAAAACCAUGAUGGAUCAGAACACCGACGAUGUCCGCAACCGCCUUAGCAUCUACGCUAAUAAGCUGAGGAAGCGCCUGAACAAGGACACCGAAGAGAUCCGCACCGCUGUGGCCACUUACCUGGGUGAGGUGCAGUCUCGCACCUCCCAGAACCUGGAAGCCGUGAGGGGUUUUGUUGAGCCCCAUGUCCAGCAGGCCAGUGACAGUGCCACCAAGAGGCUGAGUGACAUCUCCACCUUGCUGAAAACCCAGGCUGAGGGUCUGGGUCAGCAGCUCGAGGCCCAAGCUGAGGGCAUCAAGACCCAGGCUGAGGGCAUCAAGACCCAGCUGGAGGCCACUGCCCAGGAACUGCGCACAUCUCUGGAGGGCAAGAUCGACGAGCUGGCAGAGUUAUUGUCUCCUUAUGCCAAAAACAUCCGCGAGCAGGUUGACAACAUCAUGGAGAAGGUCAAGGAGACCACCACUGCCUAAAGAAUGACUCUGGGGGUUUGCUAAGGGUUGUAGAUGGCUGGUGGUAGUAGAAGAAAGAAUGCAUAAACCCACUAGUUUCUGUAUAAGAAAAAAAAGAGAGUUAAGAGUUACUGAUAAUCUCUACAUUAUAUGCUCUACUGUUCAGGAUAAGAGGGUUAACGAGAGGAACGAGGGAUGAUCUGGUGCAUUUUUUUACAGAACAGCCAAACAGAUGGGUUCUUCUCCAUCAUCACCCUUUCUUAUUCUCUCUGACACUCUUGAUCACUGAACACAAUCAUUGCAGUUAAACACAACUUUCAAACACGAGACAAUUAUUUGUAAUAUGCUUCGCUUUUCUACUUUGAAUAAACUGUCAAGCAGUCUAUACCCACGAGGUUUGAGUCAAGUUUUCCACUUUAUGUUUGGGUGUAAUAUAUGCCUGCUGAGCAUCAAACACAAGUGCCUCUCAUUUCAAUAAAUGCACUGAAUGAUGAUCAAGGGAUGGGAUGACAUACAACAACGUGUCUGCUAGCUUCUACUAGAGGUGAUGCUGAAUCGUUAAAGUGCUCUUCUGUCUGUUAGAUCUUUGUUGUGCUACACACAGAAGUGGAAUGUAAAGUGACUUCAUAACAAACAAUGGCAAUCAGUGAGUAAAAUGUAAUGCUGCCUGUCUGUUCUUCACAAGUGUCCCUUGUGUUUCACAUGUUGUAUGCCCACCAUGCUGCUCUCCAGAAGUGCACUGCCUGUGACUACAGUGUGCUGAACAGUGCUGAGUGAAUAAAAAACCUAGAAAAGAUA
Messenger RNA from Amphiprion ocellaris (clown anemonefish), 2590 nucleotides. It is a transcript of the gene apoeb, whose product is annotated as apolipoprotein Eb. NCBI's taxonomy places the organism in Eukaryota, Metazoa, Chordata, Actinopteri, Pomacentridae. The transcript is spliced from 10 exons. Gene Ontology annotation, biological process: cholesterol catabolic process; positive regulation of nitric-oxide synthase activity; negative regulation of neuron apoptotic process. The coding region runs from base 116 to 1813 and encodes 565 amino acids. The record is from RefSeq and is a predicted model, not a curated record. Gene Ontology annotation, cellular component: intermediate-density lipoprotein particle; extracellular region. Gene Ontology annotation, molecular function: lipid binding.